CAUCAUAUUACUAUCUUGUUUGCAGUAAGAAUGUGAGUCCAAACUUGGUUUUCAGCACAGAUUUCAAGGCGUUUCUACCCAAGGGUGUGUGUGAAAGAGAGUGUUAGCUAGGUCUCCCUUAACUGACAACCUUUGUGUCUGUCUGGGUUGGGCUUUUUUCAGCAGUUAAUGCAAGGAAACCAGCAGAGCAUUCAAGCAGAGAGAAGAAAAUGUCAUCUCAUGGCAAGGUUCCCCUGCUUUGGUUUCUGGUCUGGGCAGCAUGGUUGAUCACAUCUCAAGCUGAAGGACAAGAAGCCGAGAGGCCAGAAGUAGUUACCAAAUAUGGGAGACUCCGAGGAAAAGAGGUUGCUGUCAAGGGAAUUGACAAACGUACGCAGGUAUUUCUGGGGAUACCUUUUGCAAAACCGCCUGUGGGUUCUCUGAGAUUUUCCCCGCCCCAGCCAGUGGAACCAUGGCACGGUGUGCGAGAUGCGACGUCUCUUCCACCAAUAUGCUUGCAAGACCAGUUGUGGCUGGAAAAAUUUAACGAUUUUUUUAAAAUAAAACAUUGUAACUUGACAACUUCUGAAGACUGCCUGUAUCUGAAUAUUUACAGCCCUGCCCCUUCCAAUAACAAGGCCAAGUUACCGGUUAUGAUGUGGAUUCAUGGAGGAUCUUUAUUGAUUGGUGGAGCUUGGAUGUAUGAUGGGUCAGCAUUAUCUGCCUAUGAGGAUGUGGUGGUAGUAACCAUUCAGUAUAGGCUAGGUAUUACUGGAUUCUUAAGGGUUCUAUCUCGAUUGGCAAAAGGCCUGUUCCACAAAGCCAUCUCAGAGAGUGGAGUUGCACUCUUUCCUACCAUGUUUAGUUCGCAUCCUGAAGCGAUUGCUAAGAUGGUCGCUAACAUAUCUGGCUGUGAGACCAUGAGUUCAGCUGCAAUGGUUCACUGCCUAAGGAAGAAGCCUGAGGAAGAAAUUAUUUUAAGAUAUCAGCUACAAAAGGCAAUCCCAUUUAUCCCUGCUGUUGUAGAUGGCAUUUUUAUUCAGAAGAACCCUGAAGACCUAAUGGCUGCAAAAGAGUUUAGUGCUGUUCCAUAUAUAAUAGGAAUAACUAACCAUGAAUACGGCUGGCUCAUUCCUAACUCAGUAGGCUUGCCUGGCCUGAAGGAAGGGAUGGAGAGAGAAACCAUAACUUCAGUAUUGGAGAAUAUGUUACCGUUUUUGUCCGUGCCACCUGAAGGUGUACCUUUGAUAGUGCACGAGUACCUGGGAGACGCCAAUGACACGACUGUUCUACGGGACCGAUUUCUGGACUUGAUGGGGGAUGCCGCAUUCUUAGUUCCAGCUAUUAAAUCCUCCAGGUAUCACAAAGAUUCUGGCUCUCCUGUCUAUUUUUAUGAAUUCCAACAUCCUCUAAGUUCAGUUGCAGACCUCAGACCAGACUUUGUAAAAGCAGAUCAUGGAGAUGAAAUUAAUUUUGUCUUUGGAAACAUGUUUAUUGCUGAUGAGUCUGUUUUCGGAGUCACUACAGAGGAGGAGAAACAUCUCAGCAGAACAGUAAUGAAAUACUGGGCUAAUUUUGCACGGCAUGGGAAUCCUAAUGGUGAAGGUCUGGUGGAAUGGCCAGUGUACAACCUGGACGAAGAGUACCUGGAACUGAACUUGAAGCAGAAGACAGCAAAGAAGCUGAAAGAGAACACAGUGCAGUUCUGGACCAGAGUCUUGCCUGAAAAAAUCAAGGAAAAACUUAAAGACACGAAACAGCACUCGGAGCUGUAACUCAUGAAUGAGGUUACAUGUUUGCUGAGGCUGUACUGUUUCUUCUCAGUCAUUUCACCUCUGCACACUGGCGAUCACACCAAGAUGGUCAAAGCUGAAUGGAGCAGCAGUCUUCCUGGAGGCUUCAAGGGCCUGUACAUUCUGUUCCACUGACUAAGAUAGAAAUGGUUGGUACCCUCAAGGUAUCCAUCCUCCUAUGCAGUCCAGACCAGGAUAGGAGGAAUCAAGAAUAACAUUUUAUUCUGAGUUAUACUGAAAUGAUGUCUAAUUUAACAGCACAUAAAUUAAAAUCUCUCCCUGCACAAAGCGUGUCUAUCUGCUGCAUGUCAACACUGCUGUCCUGGCAUCUUGAUUCGUCACAGCUUGAGGCCAGUCAUUCUGUUUACCAGUACAUCCAGCCACUCAGAAAUGGAACAGAAUGAUGCAGAUCCAAUACCUCUGUUUUCUUAACAUGUGACAUCAUUACUUUUGCUAUUGUGAAAGGUAGCUUGAGUUACAAACUUUUAUAGAGAGCUCUAUAAGCAACUGUUUGUACCUGGCAGCCCCAUUAACACCGCUUCUCAAAAA
This is a messenger RNA of Gavialis gangeticus (Gharial), 2321 nucleotides long. Its product is annotated as fatty acyl-CoA hydrolase precursor, medium chain-like. The transcript has 13 exons. Lineage: Eukaryota; Metazoa; Chordata; Crocodylia; Gavialidae. The record is from RefSeq and is a predicted model, not a curated record. The coding region runs from base 210 to 1754 and encodes 514 amino acids.